AUGGCUUCCACUGUUCACGUUGAGAACAUCAGCACCAAGACGUCCGAAGACGAGAUCAAGUCCUUCUUCAGCUUCUGCGGAAAGAUCCAGGACAUCUCCGUCAAGUCUACUGGCAAUGACACACAGUCUGCGUCCGUCACCUUUGAGAAGGCAGCUGCCGCUAAGACUGCACUUCUCCUCGACAGCACACAGCUAGGCCCCAACUCUGUCCACGUCAAGUCUGCACAAUCUGGUGGCGAGUUUGCGACUGAGAAGGCCACCGACGACACCCACGAGGGUGACCAUAUUUCCCAGGAGCAGAAGCCUCGCGCUCGUAUCGUUGCCGAGUACCUCGCUCAUGGCUACGCCAUUUCUGAUAAGGCCAUCGAGAGCGCUCUUACCGCCGAUAAGCAGCACGGUUAUAGCGCCAAGUUCCUCCAGACCCUUCAGAACCUUGACUCCAAGACCCAGGCAUCGCAGAAGGCGCAGGUUGUUGACCAGAAGCUCGGUCUCACUAACAAGGCGAUGGGUGCUUGGGCCGGCCUCACCAGUUACUUCGACAAGGCUCAGGGUACUCCUACCGGCCAGAAGCUGAGGGCUUUCUACGACCAGGGCAACAAGACCGUCAUGGAUGUUCACAAUGAGGCCCGCCACCUGGCUGACCUCAAGAAGGGUCAGAGCGGCAGCGGCAACAAGCCUACUAUGGAGGAGGCUGAUGUCCACGGUGUCGGCGAUGGCAAGACUCAGUGCAACUGCGGUUCCCAGGCCGGCAAGUGCCCAUGUCCUGAGGGCCAAUGUGCUUGCUCCGGUUGCGCAAAGGCCGAGGGCGGUGGCAAGCCCAGCAUAGAGGAGGCCAACGUCCACGACGUCGGUAACGGCAAGACGCAGUGCAACUGUGGCUCCGUCUCUGGAAAGUGUCCCUGCGCCGAGGGCAAGUGCGCUUGCUCAGGUUGCCCGAAGGACACUUCCAAGAACGAGAAGGGUGACGCCAGCUACGCUGCUGUUGUUGACCCCAAGCAGUAG
Didymella exigua CBS 183.55 is the source of this 1002-nucleotide messenger RNA. RefSeq lists its product as uncharacterized. Lineage: Eukaryota; Fungi; Ascomycota; Dothideomycetes; Pleosporales; Didymellaceae. Gene Ontology annotation, molecular function: RNA binding. Bases 1 to 1002 code for a protein of 333 amino acids. The transcript has a single exon. The record is from RefSeq and is a predicted model, not a curated record.